This is a messenger RNA of Acipenser ruthenus (sterlet), 1477 nucleotides long. Its product is annotated as carcinoembryonic antigen-related cell adhesion molecule 5-like. The record is from RefSeq and is a predicted model, not a curated record. The transcript is spliced from 6 exons. Bases 1 to 1434 code for a protein of 477 amino acids. NCBI's taxonomy places the organism in Eukaryota, Metazoa, Chordata, Actinopteri, Acipenseriformes, Acipenseridae.
AUGGAGAACACGCGACCUGUGAAGAUUGGGGAUGAUGUGGUAUUUGAGAUUAACCCCCCCUCAGUGCCACAAUCAGGAUCCUGGAAUUCACAGACGCUGUUGGCCUUUUGGGUCGACUCUAACGUGGUUUCGGGCGUUGGAUAUAAAGGGAGAAUCUCUGUGAAUACUUCCACUGGAUCACUGACGCUGAAGUCUGUAAGACUCAGUGACUCUGGAAAUUAUUUUGUUCAGGGUCAAACCACAGAUGGAGUUGAAUUCAGUGGAAAUACUACCUUGACUGUUUUUGAACCUGUCUCCCAGCCCACAGUACGCUCCAAUGUGACUGAUCCAGUGGAGUUCAAUGACACUGUCAGUUUGUCCUGUACAGCCUCUGGCUCUGCUGUCUCCUACCAAUGGCUCAAUGGCAGCUCUGUGGUUAGUGACAGUGAGCGGAUUCACCUGAGUGAUGACAAUAAAACACUGACCAUACCCAGGGUGUUGAGAUCUGAUGAUGGGACCCUGUAUUGCUAUGCGUUUAACCCUGUCAGUAACAGCACCAGCGAGGCGUUUCAUCUCAUCGUGAGCUAUGGACCAGAAUCCCUCACUCUGUCUAUCAGCCCCCAAAAGCCGAUCUAUAGUGCAGGAUCAGACCUCACUCUGUCCUGUUCUGCACAGUCCAGCCCACCUGCUCACUACCAAUGGUUCUUUAAUGGAGCCCCUCUUAACAAACUGGGCUCACAGCUGAAUAUCAAUCACAUUCAACACAAUCAGACUGGAAACUAUACCUGCUGGGCUUAUAACAAUAUAACCCUCAAAUAUGCUAAGGAAACAAGAGAGAUUAUUGUUGUGGAGCCAAUAACUAAUGUAAAUGUGAAACCCAGCCUUGCACAGCCAAUAGCAAACCAGGCUCUAAACCUGACCUGCGAGGUGCUUGGAUCACAGACUGUUUCCUCAAGGCUCUGGCUGAAGGACGGUCAGCCCUUGUCCACUAGUGACAGAAUAACAUUGUCUGUGGACAGCAGUGUAGUCUCCUUCAACCCAGUGCUGCAGUCUGAUGAUGGAGAAUAUCAGUGUAAAGCUAGUAACCCUGUAAGUGAAGUGACGAGCGCUGGAUACAGAUUGGAGGUCAAUUAUGGACCAGAGCAGGUAUCUAUUACAGCACCAGACUCAGCAGCUGAAGGCUCAUCUGUAACAUUCACAUGUUCAGCUCAGUCUCUCCCCCCUUGUAAUUACACCUGGUAUUUCAAUGGGACAGAGACUGCCCAGAGCUCGCAAUACAAGAUAGCUUCUGUAAGCAAUGCUGAUAGGGGAAGUUACACUUGUGUAGCCUGGAACUCAGUGACUGGAAGAAACACUUCUGUGGUAAAGGAAUUUACUGUGACUGGUGAGUUUAUUGGGUUUGUAAGGGAAACAUUUCUACCUGGUUACCAUUCCAUUAAUUUCAAGAAAUGUUAAGUGCAUUUGCAAUCCCGAAGAGUAUUCAGAUGUGUUGGUCAAA